Messenger RNA from Tetranychus urticae (two-spotted spider mite), 2063 nucleotides. RefSeq lists its product as uncharacterized. Lineage: Eukaryota; Metazoa; Arthropoda; Arachnida; Trombidiformes; Tetranychidae. The record is from RefSeq and is a predicted model, not a curated record.
AAAAUAAUUGUUUGAUAUUUAAUUGUUGUGUUGGACACUGGCAAUGAGAAAUCAAAUACUUUUCAAGAUGUUCUGCUAUAUACUUUUACUGCUGUUAAAUUGUUCAAUUAUCAACUGCACAUCUUUAAUGGGAUCAAGAGCUACAGUCCACAGUAAUAUCAAUAGGAUUAUUCAUGCAUCUUUAACAGACAAGGACACUGGUCAUGUUUGGCAAAUUCAAGAAUCGGUUUACUCAGGAAGUCCAAGGGCUGGACGAAUCGAAAUAAACUCAGAUGAAAAUGAAGUCAAUGUCUUUUAUUCGUACACAAACUCAAAGGACAACAAUAAACGUCUCGUUAUUCAUGACAAUGAAUGUGAUGUUUACAAUUAUGAUCUAAAGUGGGACAACUUAUUGCCUGGUGUAAAUAAACUUUUAACUAAUCUUAUCCUGCUUUUGGGUCCAUCGGUCUUGGAUCGUUUUAGUGGCUUUGAUUGGGCGAAUGGUAACGAUGAGAUUAUCCGAGGUACUCUUAUGCACAGCGUCUCAACCGAUUUGGAUCGUAAACUUAAUAUAACUUUAUUUUAUCAAAAUAAUCUUAACCAAAUGAACGGAAUUCAACAGCCAAGUCAAAUUGUAUUCACUGGUCACAAUCCUGAUACUUUAGCUGAAGGAGAAGGCGAGACUCUCAUCUUAGACAUUUAUUUACAAUCGCAAACUGAACAAGAAUUGGAUAAACUAGUUCAGGUUACACCAGGAUUCGGUUGCCCAGUAUACCUAAAUGAAGAUGUUGCCUUCCCUGAACUCAAUACGCUCAAAAUUCAUUUCAUAGCUGCUGAAAAAGAAAAUUAUGAUAAUCCAAUAACAAGUGAGUUUCAUGCUGAUGAAACUCAUCAAAUUUUGAGACAAAUUUUCAAUGUACCAUAUGAGUUUCAAUCGGAAGUGCUCAUCGAUUAUUCACUUGGUGCUGGUUAUCGUAUAUCAAGUGUUGGAUCCUGUAUUACAUUACCGUUUGUUUAUGGUGCAACUGGUAUUGAUGAAAGUGGUUCACUUUCGAUAGCAAAACUACUCUGGCUACCAAAGACAUUGAAAUAUCUUGGAGAGAUAAUAUUUGAACAUAGAUCAGGCUAUAGGGUUCAUGUUUGGGAAUCCACUGAGACCAAUCGAGUUAUAAACGAUAUAACAUAUGAUAAAGUGGUGACAACACAGUAUUUGAGUUCAUCUUACAAAAAUGAUAUUUUCAAUGGCUACAGUCUUGUUGCAGCUUCAAUAAAAGCUUACUCAAAAGAUGGAAAGGGUUCAUAUUAUUUAUCAUAUUCAAGUCAUCGAGAUUAUUAUGAUUCAAAUAGUGAUUUACCUGAGUCUACUUACCAAGAAGCUCUACAAUCAGUUAAUUGCUUCCAAUACCAAGAAGAAAGAUUAAAUUUAAAAUUUCAUUUAACAUGCAAAGGUUCUGAUGGAUGCAUAAAAAAGUCACAAAAUUCAGUUUAUGAAAUGAGAGAACUGUUUCGAUCAAGUCUACUUGGACAAUUAGAAAUGUCAUUCAUUCGAGUUGCUGAUAUCGACUUUAAAUUCCAGAAAGAAGUGAUUGAAGCUGAUGUUACUUUCCUGAAGCUCCAAAAAUUUCUGAUGUUCUACCACAUGAUUUUUACACAGAAGAACCGAAAUCAAUUAGCAUAUUACACGAAACUGUUACUGAUGAUGUUGAGGAGUGCCUUCGAUAUCAUUCAUCAUUCAUUCCUUAUGGAGCUGCUAUAAUCUAUUGUAAGGAUGAUGAUCAUUGUUUUAGCACUGCAAACGCGAAGAAUAUAAGCAAAACUAGCAACAGAUCUUAUUGUAGUAUCUACACCGAUCCAUACAAAAAACUGAAUCGAUUAGGUCGAGAAAAGCCUUUAUCAGAUUUACAUGAUCAUAUACUUAAUUACUUUGGACACAUAACAUUUAAUAUGAAUCUUGAUGAAAAAGCCAAGGCUGUUACUUUUCAAGUAACGGAUGUCAUUGCUCAAAACGGUGUUGAAGAGCAAACAGAACCAUUUCACUUUUUAUAUCGUGACGAUCAAUUCGAUACAAUAGAUGGUGUUUAUAC